CAGCAGUAAAGCAAAAUUAUCUGACUUUCAGAAGAAUAAAACACGAUUAAUUGUCUUUAUUUACAAUUAAAAAUAUUAAACGAUAAUAAAUCAACAAUGACGAACCGUAACGUUGUGUUUCCUCCCGGCGGCCUGCUAGAAAUUGUGUUUUCAUUCGACACAACGGGCUCAAUGGCUAGUUGGUUAGACGAAGUUCGUGGUCGCAUUCAAGACCUGAUACAACGUCUACAGGCUGACAUUCCUGGCAUCAGAAUAGCUGUCUUCGCCCACGGGGACUAUUGUGAUUCUCACAUUUACGUCACCAAAUGGAUUGAUUUAACAACAGAUGUUGCCAAGCUUUGUGACUUUGUGCAGAAAGUGGAGAAAACCGGUGGAGGAGAUGCCCCAGAAUGCUAUGAGCUCGUUUUAAAACAAGUCAGGACAGAAAUGUCCUGGACUCCUGGAUCACGCCGUGUCCUCGUUUUGAUUGGGGACAACAACCCCCACGAGCCCCAUGAGGCGUGUAACAAAGACAAGAUCAACUGGAAGGAGGAGACGAGGUCUCUUGGCAGCGAGGGCGUUACAAUAUACGGGGUCCAGUGUGGAAACUAUGCUCAAGCAGAUCGCUUCUACAAAACAAUAUCAAUGGCCACUAAAGGCAAACACCUGCGUUUGAACGAUUUUGGAAGUUUAUUUGAUAUGAUGAUGGCGAUCUGUUACAGGGAGAGUAACGACAUGACGAAGUUGGCGAAUUACGAAAAUGAAGUCAGAGCCAGGUGUGGGCCCACUGGUCUAGCUCUUGACAUAGAUGCAAUCUUUGCCUCCCUGAGAGACGAAGAAGCAGUAGAUUCCUCGUCGGUUGCUGGCCCGUUGCCUCUCCUGGUGGCGCACACAGAUUCCACAGCACGAACGUUGACAACGACUCAUCUAGCAGCAACUAAGCGAAAAUCUCCAAAAAAAAAUUCAACUGCUAAAAAAUGGGCCAAAGUUCCGAGUAUGCCCAUAGCCAAAAAGCCUAAAUCAAAUUCAAGACUCUUAAUAAAAGGACAAAACUCCUCAAGAUUAUGCCUCGAUAAAUACAAGCUGAAGAAUCUGCCUCUCCUAAAACGUGAAAACGUCCCAGAGAUCAACUUUUCACUUCGCUCAUUAAAUUGGGAGAAUUGGUUCCUGGCUUGUGUACCUGAGAGCGAUGUCCCUGAGGCUAACAAAGCUCAGUGGAAGGCUCGAGCUGGUAAGCCAGGCUGGAGGUUAAGAACCUUGCCAGAGCCCAGGUCAUGGGGCAAUCGUCUUGCUUUGUUUGAGGUUUCAGUUCAGUCAGGCGCAAAAGGAAAGAAGCACACGGUCUACAGCAGAUUUUCCAGUCAUUGUUUCGGUACUGCACAAUGGGAAACCCGUCUUCUGUCCGUGGCAACUUCCCAAGUUGACCGUGUAUUAAAAAAUGGGUGUAAAGUUUACGUAAGGUACACCUUGGUGGGACAAAAACAGAAAUUUUCACUAGCCAGCGCGGUUAAGAGGUACGAUUACGCAUGGAAGAGAAUAAAAACCGUUAGACCUGAUGCCAGAGUUGUCACGAAAUGUGGCGUGGGCAUUUCAGCAGCCUAAAGGGUGUGUUCAUCCUGCAAGUCACUUACCCGUGUGAGUACAUGGAUCUAUGGCUCUUUAAUUAUUUAACCAUUAUCAAGAAUAUGACAGUUACAUAACUUAAACAGUUCCAUUCAUUGAACAGGAUCGUAUCACUUGAACAGUCUCAUUAAUUCAACCGCUCCAGAUUAGAUUUUUGUGAAGUUUUCUCGUCAUCGAAAUGACCUGUGAUUUUUAUGUAUGUUCUCGAGAGUCUAGACUUUGUACGCAACUAAAAUGAGAAGAUUGUGAUAUAUUUCAUAUUGCUUCAUUAUUAUGUUUACAACAGAAAAGUUUCUUGAGCAGGUCAAAAUGGACGGAAUAAAAAAAAAAGCAUGUUUUGAAUAAUACGAUAAUUUGUUUUUAUUUAUUUUUUUGUUCUUUAGUCGAAUUCUGAAAAGUUUUUUUGAAAUCUAUUUUCAAACGUAUUUUAC
Molecule: messenger RNA, 2033 nt
Organism: Lymnaea stagnalis (great pond snail)
Lineage: Eukaryota; Metazoa; Mollusca; Gastropoda; Lymnaeidae
Source: the annotation of a GenBank genome assembly